UGACGGUCUUCUCUUGUCGAUAAACAAACAUGUAAAAUAUCGCCAUUCACGCAGCGGGGAUAGUGUCCUUUGUGAGACAGGCUGUUUGUUGGACACUUUGAGCUGAACACGACGAAAAAAGCAAGCGGCUAAUUUUUUCAUGGACUUCUUCUUCUUAUUGUUAUUAUUGAGCGUUUUCGUUGUGCAACCGUAUCGCUGGGAAUGAGCAUGGACAUGUAGCUAAUGUUGGUCAAAUAUCUCUGACUUUUAUUGUGCAAUAGCGUGUUGUGAGCUACACCUUUCAGGCCUUAUUGUGUGUUUUCUACUUUUAAAAAAAAAUAGCAAGGGUUUCUCUCCUUUUUUUUCUUUCUUGGAUUAGUUUGCUCAGAAGUCAGUAACGUUACCAUGAGUUUCUUUAGUUUUGGACAAACUGCAGAAAUUGAUGUAGUCCUGAAUGAUGCUGAAACGAGGAAGAAGGCUGAACACAAGACUGAAGAUGGAAAGAAAGACAAAUACUUUCUUUUCUAUGAUGGUGAGACUGUCAGUGGGAAGGUGAACGUCACACUGAAGAACCCCGGGAAGAGGCUGGAGCACCAAGGGAUCAAAAUUGAAUUUGUUGGACAAAUAGAGCUGUAUUACGACAGAGGAAACCACCAUGAGUUUGUUUCCCUGGUGAAAGACCUCGCCAGACCUGGUGAAAUAACUCAGUCACAGACCUUUGACUUCGAGUUCACUCAUGUUGAAAAACCUUACGAGUCCUACACAGGUCAGAAUGUUAAGCUAAGAUACUUUCUACGCGCUUCGGUGAUCAGAAGACUAAAUGACAUCACUAAAGAGAUGGACAUUGUCGUCCACACGUUGAGCACUUACCCUGAACUCAACUCGUCCAUUAAAAUGGAAGUUGGAAUUGAGGAUUGUCUCCACAUUGAGUUUGAAUACAACAAAUCCAAGUACCAUCUGAAAGAUGUUAUUGUGGGAAAAAUCUAUUUUCUGCUGGUGAGGAUUAAGAUAAAACACAUGGAGAUUGACAUCAUCAAACGUGAGACAACAGGCACUGGCCCCAGUGUAUACCAUGAAAACGACACUAUUGCCAAGUAUGAGAUCAUGGACGGAGCACCAGUCAGGGGAGAGUCCAUUCCCAUACGAUUAUUUCUGGCUGGCUAUGAUCUGACUCCCACCAUGCGGGACAUCAACAAGAAGUUCUCUGUGCGCUACUACCUUAACCUGGUGCUGAUUGAUGAGGAGGAGAGACGCUACUUCAAACAGCAGUUUCUUAAGUGUGGUAUAAACACCCCUUCUUCUUUUUUAGGAGAUCACACUGUGGAGAAAAGGGGACGUGGUAAGGAAGAGCAUGUCUCACCAGGCAGCCAUCGCCUCUCAGAGGUACGAGGGCUCAGCCGCUUCAGAGAGUGCAAUGGAAAAGAUUGCAAAGGAGGAAAGCGGGUAGAGCCACCGCCCUCCAGUCUCCUCUCACAAGACUCAUCAGCGUCUGCGUCGGAGUGAUGGAGGUACCGGUCUACUGUACAACAUCUGGUGGUGCAGCUGUUUUCGUUGUAGCCGCUGCUGGUAAAGGGAGGAAGAAGGGAAACCGACUUACAGUGAACAGUAUGUGAACAAUGAAAAAGAACAGUUUGCAUGAGGCAUUUAAAGUGGCUUCAGCCUGCUGGUCUUGUCCUUCCUCAUUAAUGCAUUUUUUUUCUCUUCGUCUUGGGAAUCAAACUAAUCACCAGUUGCCGUAUCGACUAUAAAAUCCUCUGCAUUACAUUUUUAAGCGAUCACCCUUCUGUUUAUCAUUUUAACACUUUUGGGGUAAAUUGGUUUCUAAUCUCUUAAUGCAACUAAACUGUCAUGUAUUUCCAGCUAAAUGUAUCUCCGACAUUCCACGUUUAAUGAACGCAUUCCUAACAUUGUUGUAAAGUCAAGAAAUCUGAAAUAACUUUGCACUGCUAUAUCUUGUUCAACAGUUUUCUCUUUGUUUGUGUGUAUUUGCACAAAUGAUAGUGGACUGGGGAAAUGGAAUUUAAUCUUUUUUUUUUGUGCGUGUGAGAGGGCUCAAGUGUUAUCCCACACAUUUUGUUGAGAUCUGUAAAUAAGACCAGCUAAAACCAGUUAUCAUGUUCCAGUUUGUGUACAUCGAUUAUACAGUACACGGUGCCACAAAAUGACCUUUCGUGAUCAUACGCUUUACCUCAGCAUUCCAGUGGUGUUAGGAAAGGAUGUCAAAGAGUUUGUAUUAAUAAGGUCUGAUAGUAUGAAGUCCUCUGUAUCUUCUCUUUUAGAGACUUGAAAGUUGUGCCUAUGUGUAUCAAGCAAAUGAAAUCCUCCUGCCUCUAACAUGAUUUUAGUCUUUUAACCAGAGAAAUGUUACAGUAGAACUAUCUAUCUUUUGCAAUAUGCUUAUCAAGUAUUCCUUGUCCCCGAAAGUCAAAUAAAUUGAUGCCAAAUGGAAAAAGUCAGACUUUGUUGUUUUGCAGAAUUGAGUGAAUGUGUUGACAUGAUAAACCUGAAAUUGAC
Molecule: messenger RNA, 2493 nt
Organism: Scomber japonicus (chub mackerel)
Lineage: Eukaryota; Metazoa; Chordata; Actinopteri; Scombriformes; Scombridae
Product: vacuolar protein sorting-associated protein 26B-like
Exons: 7
Coding region: 385-1482 (365 amino acids)
Biological process (GO): retrograde transport, endosome to Golgi; intracellular protein transport
Cellular component (GO): retromer complex; endosome
Source: RefSeq, a predicted model, not a curated record